CUUACACAUACAAGCACUGAGAUGGCAGCUGACCAGAGAAAAGAACCAGGCGUUGUGAUUAAAGACAGCUGGUCAGGUUACAGUUUGGAGCUGUUUAAUUAUCCUGAGCAUUAUCGGGGUGAUCUGGAGUGUGUGUACAUCCCUCAUGGAGUCAUUAUGAACAGGAUUGAGUGUCUGGCCAGAGACAUCCUUGAAGACAUCGGACAUCAUGAUCUGAUGGUUCUGUGUGUUCUGAAGGGAGGAUAUAAGUUCUGUUCGGACCUGGUGGAGUCCAUUAAAGCUCAGAGCCGCAGCGCCAACAGAAGACUUACCACCAGAGUAGAGUUCAUCCGCUUCAAGAGCUAUAUGAAUGACCAGUCCACUGAAGAUAUGCACAUAAUUGGACCAGAUGACCUCUCUGUGCUGAAAGGCAAGAAUGUCUUGAUUGUGGAGGCAAUAGUGGACACAGGAAAGACCAUGAGAGCCCUUCUACAGCACGUGGAGACUUUCCAGCCCAAAAUGGUUAAAGUUGCAGGUCUUCUGGUGAAGAGGGUUCCUCACGGGGCGGCGGAGCUCCCAGACUAUGUUGGAUUUGUCAUUCCUAAUCGUUUUGUGGUGGGUUACGCUCUAGACUACAACGAGUACUUCAGAGACCUCAAUCACAUCUGCGUCAUCAGUGAGACGGGGAAGCAGAAAUAUAAAGUGUGACAAAACUCCUUUCAAGAGGAAUGGACAUUUCUAUUACCAUAACAGAUGAAAACCUCGUUGUGACAAAAGAUUACUGUAACACAUGCUGAAUUAUGUUUGAAAUAUAAUAUAAUAUGUUUUGCAUGUAAGUCACAUCGCAAUACUAACAUGAUAUGAUGUGGAAAA
This is a messenger RNA of Carassius auratus (goldfish), 852 nucleotides long. It is a transcript of the gene prtfdc1a, whose product is annotated as phosphoribosyl transferase domain containing 1a. The record is from RefSeq and is a predicted model, not a curated record. Gene Ontology annotation, cellular component: cytosol. Gene Ontology annotation, biological process: IMP salvage; GMP salvage; guanine salvage. Gene Ontology annotation, molecular function: hypoxanthine phosphoribosyltransferase activity; magnesium ion binding. NCBI's taxonomy places the organism in Eukaryota, Metazoa, Chordata, Actinopteri, Cypriniformes, Cyprinidae. The transcript has 9 exons. The coding region runs from base 22 to 687 and encodes 221 amino acids.